AUGGGCAGUCUGUACCAGUCGGAACCAUCUGUAGUCAAGACAAGAAACGGAAGCGUAUUGUCUCGGGGCUUCAUCCUAAAGACAGAUCAUUAUCCGUCAGUAGGUCGCGCUCUCGACUUGGAUUUGAAUGUCCACGGUGCACCCAACUUUCGUGCGCCUCGUAUUGGCAAUCUCAACGUCUUCGGAGUCGCCCAGCCACGAACCCAGGGUCUUAGGGCUAUUCUUUCUGUUCUUAGAUGCACGCCAAACACCUCAGAUCCUUCUCAUGUCGUCUGGUUUUCCACCAGAGAAGAGCCCAUUGUAUACAUAUCUGGAAGACCUUUUGUUUUGCGAGAUGCAUCUGAGCCCAAAAGGACACUCUCCCUCUCUGAUCGUGCUGAAAAUCUCGAGGCCAUCGAGCUCAGAUUGAAGAAUGACAUAUUACAUGAAGCCAGCAGGUUUGGUGGCCUCCUACUAACUCACAAUGAAAUGGCUACCGAUAGCGGAGAAGGCGCUAUAUUGCCGACGUGGACAGCUGUUGACACCAAUAAUGUCAAGACCUCGCGCGAACUCUGGAAUUUUAUGAAAGAGAGUGGUUGGAAUGUUGAUUAUCACCGAAUACCCAUUUCCCCCGAUCGUCCUAUAGAGGCAAGUCCCAAAGGCUUAUUUGAUAAUUAUCUGGACGCCUAUCUACGCGUCAUUAAGCAAACUGAUCCUUUGCGCACAUCUUUAGUGUUCUCUUGUGGUAUGGGCGCAGUACGAACGACGUUCGCUAUGGUUGCAGCGUCCAUCGUCCGACGUAAACAACUCAUAUCUAAGGGCUUGCCGGAUCCAUAUCCUGCGAAAGGUUUCCAAAGCACCAGCGGCACAAAUUCAAUUGUCAUUCAUGUUCAAACUUAUCAGGACACCGAGAGCCGACUUCUACAGUCUAUGGAACAGGCCAACACCCAACAGGAACUCAGUAAAUCUCUUUUAAGGCUCACAUACCUCCUUCAGCACAUCUUGCAGGACAAGAACUCUCAGUCUGCUAUUGAACUUCUUAUCACUCAGCCAACUCUCCUGGAAAACCUACGGAGGGCUCACAUGGGUAACUACGGCAUCAUCCUCAGCCUAUUGGGUUGUUUAGACCAGGGCCUUCAGGCAAAGAAAUUGGUCGACCGCAUCAUCGAUGCUGCGGAUCAUGUUACAAACUUACGUGAAGACAUCCUUAUACAUCGUAUCAAGUACUCUCUUAUCAGCAUGGAAGGUGAGAAGGGAGAAGUGUUGAUUGAGAAGUCCAGGCGCGCGCUGGAGAAAUACUUCUUUAUUAUAGCGUUUGCGAGUUACGUUGAUAGUUCGGAAGAUUUUAGUGAGAGUUUCUCGGACUGGCUGAAGGCUCGAAUAGAGAUUUGGAAUCAAGUCAUGUUCUUGCGCAAGUCAUUUGGGACAAGAUUGAAUGUGUUUGCACCUGUGAACGAUUUGUCUUCGCUAUCCAAGUCUGGCUCUGAGGGCAGAGCUCUGGUCCCCGGAAGGAAUAACGACGUGGCCAUAGCAGGAGGCCAAAUUCUAGGAGAUGAAUUCUCGACACACGUCAUAAAGCAUCGUAGCGGUAUCAUUCUACGCGAAAGCACAUUGUUAAAGUCCGACCAGUGGUUCAGUCAGGGGCAUAGCGUUGAUGAUGGUGUCCGUGGGGCCAUCAACUUCAGGCGAGUGCCGGGAACAAAUGUCUAUGCUUUGGGGCAACCAACUAUCGAGGCGAUUGACGAAGUUGUGGGCCGAAUCAAGGAUGCUCAUCCGUCUGCACAAAGAGUUAUCUGGAUCACACUGAGGGAAGAGCCUAUUAUCUAUAUCAACGGAGCACCCUACUGUCUUCGCAGGGAAGGGUUCUCGUUACGAAACAUGAAAGACUACGGCGGCAUUUCCGCUUCUCGGCUGGAGGUCCUUGAGCAGCGCCUACGAGAUGAUGUCGUCUCAGAAGGACAAGCAUUUGGGGGACGUGUGCUCCUCCACUCUGAGACGGCUGAUGGUACCGUCGUGCCGAUUUGGGAAGAGGUCGAAGGUGAUAAUGUAGUUGUUCUCAAAGAUGUCAUGACCAGCCGAAAGUCGACGCAAGGGAUUGAACUCGUUUACGAUCGCAUCCCCAUCACCGCAGAGCGGCCGCCUGAUUUUUCUGACCUUAGCGAGAUGAUCGAUGUCGUGUUGCGUUCAUCGAGGGACACGCCCAUUGUCGUUAACUGCCAACUAGGCCGGGGACGGAGCACAUUGGCCUCGAUUAUCCUCUUGCUCAUCCGACAGUGGCUGGAUUCGUGUCGUACCCCUCAAACACCUCACUUUAGACUCCAACGUACCAUCUCAAUGUCUACCAUGUCACCGAUAGAACAUACUUUGUCGUCAUCCAAGCGACGCCAGUCCUACCAGGUCAUCAAUAACCUUCUGCGAGUGUUCAGAAAAGGUUUAGAUGUCAAGAACAUCGUAGACGACGCCAUAGACCAAUGCGAUGUAUUCUACAACCUUAGAGAGUCUAUUGAAGAGAAUCGCAUCAGAGCCGAACAAGCGACGGACGAGAAACAGAAAAAGUUGCAUACUCAGAAGGCUUUGCAUAACUUGAGGCGGUAUUUCGAUCUGAUUGUGUUCCAGGCCUAUCUGCAAUCUACAGAGCCGGACACCAUGGACAACUUUGAAAGUGUGGAGACUUUUGUGAAAAACCGACCAGUCAUCAAGACGUUCGAGAAGGAGCUGCUUGCUGACGGUAUAAAUGCCCUCAAGCCUCUGGAGCAGUCAAACCUCACUCAGGGUGUCGCACAUCCUGAUGAGGUCCAUCAAGUCGUCACCAAUCGCUCCGGUAGCAUUCUUUCAGCAUCAACCAUAUUGAAGAGUGAUUUCUUCUCAAAUUUACAGAAGAUGACGCUCCCAGAACGCAUCGAAGGAUCACCCAAUUUCCGUAGAAUUCCACUGACGCUCUUACUCUCCUCUUCUGGCGAAUCCACUCCGACGGUAGAACAAGACCAAGCAUCCAUUGCCCCUGACGGGAAAAUGGUGUGUGGGAGCGGUAUGCCGACAGUAGAUGGUUUAAGGCGAGCACUCAAACGUGUAGACGCUGGGUUCGGUGGGCAGAAUAUGGUUUAUUGGACAUCUCUGCGAGAGGAACCUGUAAUUUAUGUUGCGGGGAGGCCCCAUGUUCUCCGUCUUGUAGACAAACCUCUCGAGAACGUAGAAGCGACAGGUGUAACCACAGCUAUGGUCGAAGCUAUGGAACAGAGCUUCAAGAAAGACGUCUUGCGCGAGCUGAGGAUAGGUAAGGGACGUAUAUUGUUGCACGAUGAAGUGGAAGAGAGACCUGGUGUCUUCUCCAUUAUACCAUUAUGGGAGGAGGUGGAGGAGAAAGAUAUUUUGACCCCUCGCGAUGUAUUCGACCUUAUGACAGCAGAAGGCUUCAAGCUUGACUACGGUCGAAUAGCAAUCACCGACGAACAAGCUCCCCUACCGGAUGCGCUGUCGUUGCUCUUGGAACGCGUCAAAUCGGGGCUGUCAAAGGCCGGUGAUUUCAUCUUCAAUUGCCAGAUGGGGCGAGGACGAACGACUACGGGGAUGGUGACUGCGUGCUUGAUAUCUACGAUAAUGAACUGGAACAGCCAAGCGAACGAUAUCUUAUCCCAUGACGAGGCUGCUGGGGUUUUCGAUUCAAUGGAUGGCUAUUCGGAGGAAGAGGUCUACAGGCGAGGAGAGUACAAGACAAUUCUUCAGCUCGUCGGUGUCUUAUCACACGGCAAGGUGGCUAAACGUUUAGCGGAUAGAGCGAUCGACCAGAUGCAAGAUGUUCAAAAUCUACGAAAGACGAUCUACGACUAUAAGCUGAAGGUUGACGCAUGCGAGAAAGGCAGUUUGAAGGAGCGCAAAUUGCGCAAUGUGACCGUUAACUACCUGUACCGGUACGGGAUGUUAAUCGUGUUCGCCAACUACCUCAUCGAAGUUCGGGAGAGCAAGGUCGAGAUUAUCUUCGCAGAAUGGCUCUCUGGGCAUAGGGAAAUCACGAACCUGUUGAGUCGGCGUUCGCUGGACUGA
Messenger RNA from Desarmillaria tabescens, 4020 nucleotides. RefSeq names its product inositol hexakisphosphate-domain-containing protein. The record is from RefSeq and is a predicted model, not a curated record. Gene Ontology annotation, cellular component: cytoplasm. NCBI's taxonomy places the organism in Eukaryota, Fungi, Basidiomycota, Agaricomycetes, Agaricales, Physalacriaceae. Bases 1 to 4020 code for a protein of 1339 amino acids. Gene Ontology annotation, molecular function: protein tyrosine phosphatase activity. The transcript has 27 exons.